This is a messenger RNA of Xylona heveae TC161, 2167 nucleotides long. RefSeq lists its product as hypothetical. Gene Ontology annotation, cellular component: exocyst. The record is from RefSeq and is a predicted model, not a curated record. Gene Ontology annotation, biological process: exocytosis. The transcript is spliced from 4 exons. Gene Ontology annotation, molecular function: phosphatidylinositol-4,5-bisphosphate binding. Bases 137 to 2014 code for a protein of 625 amino acids. NCBI's taxonomy places the organism in Eukaryota, Fungi, Ascomycota, Xylonomycetes, Xylonales, Xylonaceae.
CGAAUCCAAUCCGUAAAAGGAUUACAUUCCAUUCUCUUUCCUAACUCAGAUGAUGCAUAUUUAAAGUCUCUCCUCUAUUCUUGUCCGGCGCAAUUGUGUAUCCUGACCAUAUCCGUCGCAUUCACCCAUUGCCAUCAUGGUUGGACCACGGAGUGCGGCGUAUGCGGAGGAGAGCGCGGAGGUGGAGGUGCUCUUCGCAAAUAUGGAGAAGCUCAAGGGGUUAACAAAGAAGAUCCAAGCUUCUAUGACUCGGCUUGAAGUUAGCGGACGAAACGUGCAGGAAGCUAUUGGACCCAUAUACGGCAGCACUCAACGAUUGCAGACUGUAAAUACCAAUAUAGAUCGAGUGCAUUCAGCAAUUGCGCAUAUUCGCCAACCACUAGACCUUAAAGCUCGAGAAGACCGAAUUAUCCAUGCGGGGAUUGGCAAGGUUGGAUUAUCGGAGUUCCUAGGCUCUCUAAAACGCAUUACUACUGCAUUGUCUGAACUCAAGUCCACGAAUCUUCGGGCCAACCAACAGGCCAUCUCAGAAUUGAAUAGCCUAUUGAAAUCAGGGAGCCAACAGCUUGAGUCUUUGUUCCGAGAUCUGGUGAACGAAGAUGCCCGUCCAGUGGAGCCGCUGCAUUAUCUCACCAAGAAGCUCCCUUUUCCCGUCUUUGAACAGGACAAGAUCUCGCGGCUAGCUCUGAUAAAUUCCUAUGUCGAGACGUCCGCACAGUCCCACGGAACAGCUGUCCCCACUGCACAGAUAUUUGCCGAUAUACGGGGCCCUUACCUUAAUUCCAGCCUUCAGAAUCUUGCGGCAGCCUCGGUCAACACCGCACGGAAGCGCGCGCACGAUGCCAUCUACCAGCAAGGUACUAGUGGCAUUGGAACCUAUGCCGAAUCCUUGGAAGCAAUGUAUCUUGCCGAGUAUGAGAUUAUCACACCUGUCUUUUCUCGCGAGGAAUGGGGCCGAGUACUCAAUCUCACCUGCCGCGACUCACUGGCCGAGUUCUCGCGCACUUUGCAAGAAUUAAACUCCCAUAUAAGGAACAAUUUGACGACUGACUGUUUUCUCGCAUAUGAGAUUAUUGACAUCGUCACAAAGCUUGCUUUUCGACUCGACCAUUCCACCGGAGAAUUGAAAGGUCCGCUGUCAGAUGCGUUGAAGCACAUUCGCGAAACGGCGAAAGCGUCGCUAUACGAAUUGCUCAAUGACACCCGCCGCCGUAUCCAAAACCAUGGUGCUCUUCCUCCGGACGGCUCUGCGCUGCCCACCACAACAGAAGUCAUGACGAGACUACAAACCAUGACGGCCUAUCUACCGGCGCUUUCAUCAAUUCUCACGGCCCUGGGCGACGGUAAUUGGACGUCGCCCCCAUCCUCAUCCGCUGCCAAGGGAGUUCCUAUCAGUACACUCGAUGUUGGGGCCGAUGGGCGACAGCUCCUCGCGCACUACGUCCUAGAUACUGUAGACACCUUAUUGGCCAGUCUUGAAGAGAGAGCAAAGGCGCUGCUCAAGGGCAGAGUGCUCCAGGGAGUAUUUGUCUCGAACAACCUAGCUGUCAUCGAGCGGAUGAUCCGAUCAUCUGAUCUCCACUCCCUCCUCUCAACUUCCAGCGCCCGCAUGGAAGCUUGGCAGAAGAAGGGGACCAACCUAUACCUCGAUGCCUGGAAGGAAGUCUCCCUGUACCUGCUGGACGUUCAAUACACGAGUCGCGCAGGCCGGCCAACUUCGGGCAGCGGUGGUGUCGAUUCCGCUGCCGUAGUCAAGGCACUUAAUAGCAAAGACAAGGAUGCUAUCAAGGACAAAUUCCGCAACUUCAAUAGCACUUUUGACGAGCUCCUCACCCGUCACAAGACCCUCGCGAUAGAUCGCGACAUUAAACCUCUUUUGAUCAGAGAGGUGCAACGCUAUAUUGAGCCGCUCUAUGCUCGUUUCUGGGAUCGAUACCACGAGCUUGAUCGCGGCCGCGGCAAAUAUGUUCGCUAUGAUAAAAUGGCGCUGUCAGCCGUAUUGUCAGGACUAUGAUUGUCAAAUUAUUUCUUCUAACGCGGGACUUGAUCUUUCUUUAUCUCUUUCAUAUACCAUCAGAUGUUCCUCAGAUUUUUAAUUAGUACUGCGUGGGUAUCUGGGAUCCAUCUCUCACCUUACUUUAAAGGCGGCACUUAAGGAUGUACGGCG